Molecule: messenger RNA, 1470 nt
Organism: Punctularia strigosozonata HHB-11173 SS5
Lineage: Eukaryota; Fungi; Basidiomycota; Agaricomycetes; Corticiales; Punctulariaceae
Product: mitochondrial protein
Exons: 8
Coding region: 1-1470 (489 amino acids)
Biological process (GO): protein insertion into mitochondrial outer membrane
Cellular component (GO): outer membrane; SAM complex
Source: RefSeq, a predicted model, not a curated record
AUGGACGACGAACCGGUGUCGGCUCCCCCGCUCAGACCGCCGUUACAAUCAUCCAAGGUCCCUCGGGAAAAUGAGCCAGACGAGUACGAGCUCGUAAGAAAAUGGCACGAAGAGCGGCUACAACGUAAGCUACGGGGCGAGUACGAGAGUGCCGUGAUGCACCUUGCAGACGUGGUGAACAAUAGUCUGGAACGGCCCGCGCGAAUUGCCUCCGUGCGCGUUGUCGGUGCGACCAACACUAGGCCGGCGUUUCUAUCCUCGCUCGUCGCGCCGUACCUCUCUCCGACCCCGACGUCCCUCCGGUCGGUGCUGGAUGCCACCCGCGGGAUGUCGCACAUUCUCACCGAGACUGGCCUCUUUCGUACGCUGGACGCGCGGCUGGAGAAGAGCCGGAGCCCGUUCGCCCGCGACCAGGACGUGGACGUCGUAAUCGGCGUGCGGGAGCGCGGCCGGUUCUGGGCGAACACCUCGACGGAAGUCGGCAAUGGCGAAGGAAGCGCGAGUGCGACGGUGCGCAUCAACAACGCUUUCGGUGGCGCUGAAGCCGUGCAGGCCUCAUUCGCCACCGGCACCAAAACCAAACGCUCUUUCAACGCCUCUCUUUCUGCUCCCUUGUCGAGCGACCUAAAGACUCGCGGCGAGCUGUCCGCCUUCCUAAGCGAGCGCGACCACUCGAGCUUCGCGAGCUGCUUCGAGGGGCUGCGGGGUGCGAAGGCGGUCGUCAGGACGACGCGAUGGGGUGGGCUACAUGAACUCGCCUACGAGGCCGUGCUCAGGCAUAUCGGUUCCCUUACCCCAACGGCUUCCAUAAGCAAGCGACAGUCGGCCGGACACACAUUCAAGUCAGCCGUGUCGCAUAGCUACACGCUUGACACUCGUGAUUCGCCGAUACAAGGCACGCGCGGGGCUCUCCUCAAGCUCUCUCAAGAGCUCGCCGGUGUUGGUGGUGGCGAUGCGAGCUUUUAUAAGGUGCACGGCGAGGCGUCCGUCACGCGUCCUUUAUUCCCUGGGACGUGGAUAUCCCUCGGUGCGCGGUCGGGCGCGAUGUGGGCUUUAGGGGGCCGUCCGACGCUGUUUAGCGACCGAUUCCAGCUUGGAGGUCCGACAAGCCUCAGGAUGUUCAGGCAGAACUCCAUGGGACCCCGGGAUGACGACGACUCGCUGGGAGGCGACAUAUAUUAUUCGGCGGGUCUGAGCCUCAUAUCCGACAUACCGCGCAAGGCGCAUUGGCCAGUGAAAACCCACGUGUUUGUGAACGCCGGGCGAUUAGAUACCAUGUCCCAAGAAAAAACGUUUGUAGAAAAUGUCACCGACGUGCUGUCGAAGCCGUCUAUCUCGGCCGGUGUGGGGCUCAUAUACCGGUUCGACCCCAUCAGGGUCGAGGUGAAUUUUGGCGUGCCGCUCGUUGCGAGCGCGAGCGACGGCGCGAGGAAGGGGGUGCAGGUCGGAAUGGGGAUCGAGUUCCUGUAG